AUGGGUUUCCACGGACCCAUAUUGCCGAAGAGCAGGAUACAACCGCAUUCACAAGCGCAUGCCGACACGCUGCUCAAAGGUCAUCGUCAAGCAAGAGUUACAGAAUUCCAGACCUUCGUCGUCACCGGUGUCGGCUUAGUGAUCGGUCCUCCCCAGAUCCACCACCACAACGUCCAUAUCAUCGACAAGGACAUGCUCGGUCACAUCCUGAACGUCCACACCACAUCACCAGUACUAGCUUGGAGCAGUGCCGAGAAGCUCUUCUUAAAGUCUUCCGCUACUGUACGGAUCAUGAUUUUCGCCAAACCACUCCGGGUUCAUGAGCUGGAGGAUGCUGUAACACUAUCAACCUGGAUGCUGCUGCAGCAAUUUCCAUCAACGAUACCUCCAUCAAGUCCAGAAGAUAAUUCGACGUGGUUGCGCUACUUCGAACUCCUGCUGAAAACGAACGUAGAAGGACAGGUUUCCUUCAAGCAACACGCCAUGGCCUUCUUCUUGCAACGCUUUCGCAUUGAGGGCAUCGAUACUAGUCAUCGCACCAUAGCAUUACUUUGCAACGAAUUGAACGAGCUUGAAGGCUUUGUGCCCGAUACUGGAAUCAAUGGCCAGCCUGUGUCCCAGCGCACCACUUCGUCAUUCGCUACCUAUGCAAGCAAACACUCGCAAUACCAUUACCAUAUUGCCAGCAAAUCGAGCUUAUGUUUGAGGACUGACAGCUCGUGGAAGGACAUUUCAACCAUUCGAAGACCGAGCUUUCUUGUGCCAAAUCCCACGUCACGAGCCGAGGACGAGAGUGACUUCGAAGUCAUCGAGAAAGAUUUUAGACAGUUGAAAAUUGACGCUGAGAGUCAGGACUGGAUUUUUGUAGACAGCGCGUGA
Messenger RNA from Lithohypha guttulata, 879 nucleotides. RefSeq lists its product as uncharacterized. The coding region runs from base 1 to 879 and encodes 292 amino acids. The record is from RefSeq and is a predicted model, not a curated record. NCBI's taxonomy places the organism in Eukaryota, Fungi, Ascomycota, Eurotiomycetes, Chaetothyriales, Trichomeriaceae. The transcript is spliced from 2 exons.